Anthostomella pinea is the source of this 1185-nucleotide messenger RNA. The record is from the annotation of a GenBank genome assembly. Lineage: Eukaryota; Fungi; Ascomycota; Sordariomycetes; Xylariales; Xylariaceae.
AUGGCGCAACCAAGAUCACCGACAGAGGACCCCUCAGUCGACCUCGACCCAGCAGCAGUAGCAGACUUCCACGCAUCCCUGCGCUCUGCGCGUCGCGUUAUAGCAGUCAUCGGCGCCGGCCUGUCAGCAGCGUCUGGCCUCCCUACCUACCGGGGCGCAGGUGGACUCUGGCGCAACCACGACGUGACCAUGAUCGCGUCGCCCGUCUCUUUCAUACGCGACCCUGGCCUUGUGUGGCAGUUCAAUACGUAUUGGCGGCACCUGGUACUUUCUGCGAAACCUAACGCUGCACAUUUCGCGCUGGCGGAGCUGGCGAAACGCAUGGGAACGCAUGGGGAAGGAAACGCGGGAGUGGACGGAAAUGGGAAUGAGGAAGCUGGCGACAAUCUCGGCUUUGUGAUGCUCACGCAGAACAUCGACGGUCUCAGCGCCCGAGCCGACCACCCAGCAGAGUGCCUCAAACAGCUCCACGGCUGCCUACUUGACCUGCGCUGCUGGGACGCCGGCGGCUGUGGCUACGUCGAGUACGGCAACCUGACAAACCCGGUCGUGCCGGCACUGGCGAUGGACGAGGAAGACAUCAAAAGGGGGCUUGGGAAGCCAGGACCCGUCGAAUCGAAACUGAUGCCCAAAGCCAGCAUGGGGCUGCUAGAGGGAAUUGCCCGCAAGAACCGCCAGAUCAUGGGCGAGCAGUACCAAGAGAAGAAUUCGCGGCAGCGCGACGUCGCGCCGCUCAAGCCGCCGUCCGAGGCUGCGUCUGGGCGCGAUGGCGUAACGCUGCCGCCGCCCGCGGAUCUAGAGAUCAUCCCCGAGCCCAGGAUCGCUGCCGCGGACCUGCCGCAGUGCCCGCGGUGCAAGAAAAACCUGCUGCGUCCCCGCGUCAUCUGGUUCGGGGAAAACCUGCCGGCCGACGUGGUCGAGGAGGUCGACGCGAUAUUCGCGGAUCCGGAGCCUAUAGACUUGUGUCUGGUCAUUGGGACUUCGAGCUCUGUGUGGCCGGCUGCAGGUUAUACUCUGGAGGCACGUAAGAAGGGGGCUCGGGUUGCGGUCGUCAAUACGGAUCCUGCUGAUGCGAAGGGUAUGCGGCCUGAGGACUGGACUUUUGUUGGGGAUGCGGCGGCGGUUGUGCCGGUUUUGCUUGAGCCUGUUAUUGGACAGAGGGAUGAGUGGAUGAGGGAGGUGUAG